AAAUAUAACUAACACAACCCAUUCUUUCUUUGAAAUUGUCAGCCUCAACCAAAGUAGUAAUAUAUCAAACACAUAAAUAUAUAAAAAAAAAAAAUUUGUACACGACAAAUGAUAAAGCUCCAAAUACAGAAAAAUAGAACGACAUUCAGUUCUAUGAAUCUCUUCCAAUUCUAUCAAUUAACUUCAUGGCUGUGAUAUAUCUUCAGCCAUUUUCAAUCCUAGUUUUCUUCUCUGUGUUUUUGUUCAUUCCAUUCUCUCAUUGCCAAUACGGUUCUCCACAAAACAUUGAAACUUUCUUUCCAUAUGAUCUAUCUCCUUCCCCACAACCAGGUUUUCCCACCACCCCAUCAAGCGCUCCUCCCCCUCCAUUGCCAUCACUUCCGACAUCACCGACGCCACCACCACAAAACUCAUCAUCCACAAGAAAUAAGAUUGUGAGGGCUGUAGCUAUCACGGCAGCCGGGACUCUGGCUCUGUCUGUGCUUCUCUUCUUUAUAAUCCAAAGGCGCGUCGCGGAAAAGCGCGAAAGAGAGGAAGAUAUUAGUGCUAAUUUGGAUCAUGGUCAGCAGCCUGCAGCAGGGGCAGGCAAUGAAGUGAAAGAUUUGGAUGGGAGUCUUAAAGGUUACAUUGUGGAUGAAGAUGGUUUGGAUGUGCUUUAUUGGAGGAAACUUGAAGGGAAAAGCUCCAAGAAAAGUUUCAAGAAAGACGCAUUACAUAAUUCAAGGAAUGAGGAACAAGAAGAAGGGGUAGAAAUAAAUGAACGUCGACAAAGAAAGUCUGAACCUAUACAAGAAGUUCCUCUUCUCCGAGGAAAGUCUUCAACUUCCCAGGUCAUACUUGUAGAAGAAGUAAACGAUUCGGAUGAUGAUUCAGAUCAAUUUAGUCCUUCUUAUCCUCGUCCUGUUGUGUUUGGAAUCAAGGAUGAUGCAAAGCCAGAAGAUUUGAUUCAAAUAUCAACUCCACCCCCAUCUCCUUCCCCACCAUCCUCACCUAAACCGCUUCCCCUAUAUGCAAAAAGCCCUGCACGGCCUCCUCCUCCGCCUCCUCCACCAAUCCUAGCGAAUAAGAAUCUUGCACCGCCACCACCGCCACCACUUAAGGCAGGUGGUUUGAAAUCAUCAUCUAACGUGCCCCCGGCUCCUAAUGCCAAGCCGGGUCACAGUAAAUCAGGAGAGUCUUCAUCUGGGACAGGAAAUGGCCAUGUCAAGAUGAAGCCUUUGCAUUGGGAUAAGGUGAACACCAACACAGAUCAUUCCAUGGUGUGGGACAAAAUUGAUGGUGGUUCUUUUAGGUUUGAUGGAGAUCUUAUGGAAGCCCUCUUUGGCUAUGUUGCCACCAGCCGGAACUCGCCUCAACGAAACAAUAAUUCAACGGAUGGAAGCUCACAAGUGGUUAUCCUUGAUCCUAAAAAGUCUCAAAACAUUGCAAUUGUUGUGAAAUCUCUGGCCAUUUCUCAAGAAGAAUUUCUUGAUGCGCUUACUGAGGGCCAAGGCCUAAAUGCAGAUGCUAUUGAAAAGCUGGCCAGAGUUGCCCCAACUGAGGAAGAACAAUCAAAAAUUCUAGAAUUUGAUGGAGACCCCAGAAGACUGGCUGCUGCUGAAUCCUUCCUUUACCGCCUCCUGAAAGCUGUUCCAUCAAGUUUUACUCGUCUUAAUGCUAUGCUUUUCAGAUUGAAUUAUGACUCAGAGAUUCUAAACCUGAAGGAAUCUAUACAAACACUUGAAUUGGGUUGCAAGGAACUUAGAACACGAGGGCUGUUUAUGAAACUUCUAGAGGCAAUCCUCAAGGCUGGCAAUCGUAUGAAUGCAGGUACUACCCGAGGGAAUGCUGAAGCCUUCAACCUUAAUGCUCUUCGGAAGCUCUCUGAUGUUAAAAGCAUAGAUGGAAAAACUACUUUACUCCAUUUUGUUGUGGAAGAAGUAAUCCGGUCUGAGGGAAAACGGUGUGUUCUGAAUAGGGAUCGUAGCAUGGGUCGUAACAUGAGUCGUAGUAGCAGCCAUAGCAGCACCAGCAGUACCAGCUCAAAUUCUGAGAGUUUAACACUGAAGGAGGAAAGAGAGAAGGAAUUUAAAAUUCUGGGAUUACCAAUGGUAGGUGGCCUCAGUUCCGAGUUCUCUAAUGUAAAGAAAGCAGCCAGUAUAGAUUACGACACCUUUGCUGGCACAAUCUCGGCUCUCACAGCCCAUACAGCAGAAAUUAAAGCACUUUUGUCCCAAUGUGGCAAUGAUAGAAGUGGAGGAGGGUUUGUAAGAGAGAUGAAAGGUUUUCUUGAAGCAGCUGAGGAAGAACUAAAGGUGCUGAGAGAGGAACAAACAAUGGUAAUGAAGCUUGUACAGAAAACAACAGAAUAUUAUCAAUCAGGAGCUUCAAAGGACAAAGGAGCACCCCCACUUCUACUAUUUGUUAUAGUUAAAAAUUUUCUUGAUAUGGUAGAUAUGGCAUGCAUUGAAAUUGCUAGAAACCUGCAGAAGAAGAAGUCAGCAACUACUGUGGGACCAUCAUCGCCACAUUCAAGGAUCUCAGUGAGGUUCCCAAACUUGCCUGAAAAUUUCAUGUCUGAGAAGUCAAGAGGCAGUUCUAGUGAAUUAGAUGAUUUUUAAAUUAGGCCUUCAUCAGUAAAGGAUUUUUUUUUUUUUUUGGGGUAUAGGUAUAGUAGCAGGAUUUCGUUGUAUAUAGAUGUAAUUCAAAUCAAAUGAUAUGAAUUGUGAAAUGAAUAGCCUAAUUCUUUU
This is a messenger RNA of Quercus robur (English oak), 2729 nucleotides long. RefSeq names its product formin-like protein 4. The coding region runs from base 186 to 2600 and encodes 804 amino acids. The transcript has 2 exons. The record is from RefSeq and is a predicted model, not a curated record. Gene Ontology annotation, molecular function: actin filament binding. NCBI's taxonomy places the organism in Eukaryota, Viridiplantae, Streptophyta, Magnoliopsida, Fagales, Fagaceae. Gene Ontology annotation, biological process: actin nucleation; actin cytoskeleton organization.